UUUCUCUGCAAUAUCUUUAAUUUAAUGAAAACUAUUAUCUGCAAAAGAUUUGUACAGACAACAAAUGGCAAAGGACGAGACAUCUCUGUACCAGCAGUUGUUGAAAAAUACAACCACACAAUGGGAGGAGUCCAUCGGGGGGACCAAUCAAUUCUACAGUUUGAACCCCAGUUCAAAAGUCUAAAAAUGUGGAGAAAGCUCCUCUUUCACAGUCUUGUCACAGCAGCGGUUAACGCAUUUAUUUGCUACCGCGACACUUUCCUGGUUCAGCAAAAAUUGAACCAUCUAAAAUUCCAUCAGCAACUCUGCCAGGAAUUGAUAGGAGGAUACAGGCAGGGUAGCAGAAACAGACAGAUGAGAUUGGUGCCUGUACAGCACAGAACCUUAGCGAGGCUCACCGAGAGGCAUUUCCCGUCCGUCAUUCCAGAAGGGAAAAGGAAGAAGUGCGUGGUGUGUGCUGGAAAUGACCGUUUCAAGAAAACACGCAUCCAGUGGUGGUGUCAAGACUGUGAAGUGGGGCUGUGUGUCGACCGCUGCUUUAGGCUUUACCACACCCGAUUUCAUUUUAAAUAAAUGACAAAAAUAGCGAAAGAGAAAUAAGGGGACUGUGUAAAA
This is a messenger RNA of Magallana angulata, 615 nucleotides long. RefSeq names its product piggyBac transposable element-derived protein 4-like. The coding region runs from base 25 to 573 and encodes 182 amino acids. The record is from RefSeq and is a predicted model, not a curated record. Lineage: Eukaryota; Metazoa; Mollusca; Bivalvia; Ostreida; Ostreidae. The transcript is spliced from 2 exons.